Centruroides sculpturatus (bark scorpion) is the source of this 1541-nucleotide messenger RNA. Its product is annotated as tigger transposable element-derived protein 1-like. NCBI's taxonomy places the organism in Eukaryota, Metazoa, Arthropoda, Arachnida, Scorpiones, Buthidae. Gene Ontology annotation, molecular function: DNA binding. Gene Ontology annotation, cellular component: nucleus. The record is from RefSeq and is a predicted model, not a curated record. The transcript has a single exon. Bases 57 to 1376 code for a protein of 439 amino acids.
UGUUAUGGAUAGAAGAUUGCAUUUCAAAGAAUAUUCCUUUGAAUAGUAAUGUGAUAAUGCAAAAGGCAACAAAGAUUUACCAGCAUUUAAAAGAGCUUGAAUGCGUUUCUUUUAAUGAAUCACAUCGAUAUGAAUUUAAAGCCAGUAAAGGUUGGUUUAGCAGAUUUAAGAAUCGAUUUUCCUUGCGCAAUGUCAAAGAUGGAGGAGAAAGAGCAUCAGCCGACACAAAAGCAGCCGAGAGAUUCCGAAAGAAUUUUCUCAAAAUUGUAGAAGAUGGAAAUUACACUGCAGAUCAGGUAUAUAAUGCCGACGAAACCUCGUUAUAUUGGAAGAAAAUGCCCAGACGCACUUACAUCUCGAAAAAUAUAAAGUCUGAUUCAGGAUUUAAGGUUUCCAAGGAUAGGAUCACUUUACUUUUAUGUUCAAACGCAUCUGGAGAUAAUGUUAUAAAGCCCAUGUUAAUUAACCGUUCAUUAAAUCCACGAGCAAUGAAAGGAGUUGACAAAUCAACUCUUCCUGUUUUCUGGCGAGCAACUAAAAAGGCAUGGGUAACAGGUGUUUUAUUUCGUGAUUGGUUUUACAAUUGCUUUGUGCCGGAAGUGGAAGAGUACUCAAAAAGAAAAAAUAUCAGUUUCAAGGCUUUGUUACUGGUCGAUAACGCGCCAGGACACACAGAUUUAAAACAUCCGGCUGUUAAAUUAAUAUUUUUACCUCCCAAUACGACAUCAAUCCUACAACCACAAAACCAGGGAAUAAUUAAAUCAUUUAAAUCAUUGUAUAUACGGCACACAUUUGAACACAUUUUUAAAAAUAUUGAUUGUAAUUCAAGCGCUACCACAGUAAUGGACUUGUGGAAAGAUUUUUCAAUUUUAAAUAGCAUUGAAAUUAUUUCGAUAUCUCUGAAGAAACUAAAAUGUUCGACUCUGAAUGCCUGUUGGGAAAAAUUAUGGCCUGAAGUUGUUAUUAGAGAAGACUGUUUAACUUUUGUGACAACAGAAGUAAAUCGUAUAAUAGAUAUUGCCCACACUUUAGGUGGAGAGGGAUUCGUGGACAUGAACGAGGAAGAUGUUAUUGAAUUAAUUAAUACUAACCAACAGUUAGAUGAAGAAGAACUUAUGCAACUGGCAGAGUUGUCCGAAUCAAGCGGUGAAGAAGACUCAUUACAAAAUUUCUGUGAGGCAGAGCAACACUUUAAUUUAGAAAAGUUAAAUGAAGGAUUAGAAUUGGCAAAAAAUCUAGAAGAACUUUUUACGAAUAAUGAUCCAUCAACAAAGCGCUCUGAGAAAUUUAAGAGAAAAUUGAAAUAUUGUUUAGCUCCAUAUUUUGACGUAAAAGAAGAUUUAGAAAGUAACAAUAAUAAAUUGUUGAAAACAUAAGAAGAUACCCUUUCAAAUUAUGAAUAUAAUAGAGAAGAAAGAAGUGAAUCUUUAAGCUAUGAAAUAGCACAACUAACAUUUAAAAGAGGAUGUCGUUGGAUCCUAAUUAUGGAUAGCUUCGACAGUGAAUAAAUGUAAAAUAAAAAGUGUAACUACUGCUUUUAU